AUGAGGCCCUUCCCUUCAACGCCAGCAUCUUCAUCACCGCCUUAUACCCCAAACAAUGGCACACUAAUACCAACUGUGGCUCACUCUGAGUCUGGGACAGAUGUUGAGCUUCAGCCAUAUACAGGAGGCGACAGGGAUGCAGAGGUGCAUCCACAAGUGCCUGAGGGACCCGAACGACCACGCCAUAUCUUCUCAAAGCACAGAAAGUGGAUGACUGUGUACAUGGUGUCUGUAGGUGGAGCGUUUUCCGCCUUGUCAUCCAACAUUUACUUCCCGGCAAUCGAUACAAUAUCCAAAGACCUUGGUGUCAGCGCCACAGACGUUGGUUUCACUAUCACAGUGUAUAUGAUUGUUCAAGGAAUUGCUCCCUCACUGUAUGGCUCUAUCUCAGACCUGCGUGGUCGCCGAAUUACAUUCGUUAUCGCCCUAGUAGUCUACCUCGCCGCAAAUGUAUCGCUAGCUUUCACAUCCAACCUGGCCAUGCUUGUAGUCUUACGAGGAUUGCAGGCCGCGGGAUCGGCUGCGACAAUUAGCAUCAGCACUGGUGUGAUUGCCGAUAUAGCAGAACCCGAUGAGAGAGCAGGUUUCAUGGGAACCAAUGCCGGAAUAAGAAUGAUAGGCCAGGCUAUAGGUCCUGUUAUUGGUGGACUGUUGAAUAGUGCAUGGGGAUUCAGAAGUAUAUUCUGGUUCCUGUUUGUCUUUAGCGCUUUGGUCCUCCUGGGGUUAUUGGUAUUUCUGCCAGAGACACAGCGGAGAAUAGCUGGUAACGGCGACGUUCCUCUCGGAGGCCGGUACAAACCCUGGUCCUACUACUUCAAACCACCGAAGGAAUGGCGUAAUGCACCUAUACCGCCAGCACCAGAGCUAGAGAAGCUUUCUUGGAGGACAAUCAUUGAGCCGUUGAGUUAUUUCCUGAGGAUGGAUAUACUAGUUCUUCUUUCCUGGGGUGCUCUUGUAUAUACCAUCUGGAGUAUGGUCACAUCCUCAACCACUACAGUGCUACUCAAGACUUUCCCCGAUCUUACUCCAUGGCAGGUGGGCCUCUGCUUUCUUCCAAAUGGAAUCGGAUGUGUAUUUGGGUCGGUAUCCACUGGUUGUUUGAUGGAUCGAGCUUUCAAACGCGCCGAGACUCGAUAUAAAGAGGAGCAUGGACUCGCCGACGUUAAUGUCAAGUCCCUACACGACUUCCCCUUCGAACGUGCCCGAAUGUCGCUGAUGCCUUAUUUCAGCGUUAUUUUCAUUGUUUCAAUGGCACUAUACGGGCCCAGCUAUGAGUUCAACGAUCUCAGGAGACACUUUGCUGGAAAUCUGGUUGCAUCCCUGGGUCUGCAAUUUAUUAUUGCAUCUACUGCAACGGCCAUAUUCAACAUCAACUCGACGAUAUUAGUAGACUGCUUCCCGGAUAACUCAGCGGGUGCGACAGCAACGAAUAAUAUAUGCCGCUGCCUCCUCGGCGCUGUGGGCGUCAGCGUGAUACAGCCUAUGAUCGCUAAACUCAAGAUUCGCAACGCAUGCCUCGUGCUUACGGGCAUCGCUGUUUUAUUCUCACCUCUGGUCUGGGUUCAGUGGCGUAUGGCAGGGAAAUGGAGAAGAAAUAGACUUAGUGCUUAA
Fusarium tjaetaba is the source of this 1611-nucleotide messenger RNA. Its product is annotated as multidrug resistance. Gene Ontology annotation, biological process: transmembrane transport. The coding region runs from base 1 to 1611 and encodes 536 amino acids. The transcript is spliced from 2 exons. NCBI's taxonomy places the organism in Eukaryota, Fungi, Ascomycota, Sordariomycetes, Hypocreales, Nectriaceae. The record is from RefSeq and is a predicted model, not a curated record. Gene Ontology annotation, molecular function: transmembrane transporter activity.